Messenger RNA from Theobroma cacao (cacao), 263 nucleotides. RefSeq lists its product as uncharacterized. The record is from RefSeq and is a predicted model, not a curated record. NCBI's taxonomy places the organism in Eukaryota, Viridiplantae, Streptophyta, Magnoliopsida, Malvales, Malvaceae.
CUUGAAGCUGGCCAGGUUCUCUUAUCAUGGGAAACAAGCCUGUGAAGCAAGAACAACGAGAAGAGAUUCUCUUGAAAAUUGUGCCACCAUUGGACCAAGCUUAUGUUCGAUGGCUUGCUCGAGAUAUUGAGAGAAUUCAUGGUUUUACUCCAAGAAAUCCUCGUGCAGUGAAACCCCCAGAUCAUUACAUCGAGUACAUGCGCUUGAAUGGUUGGUUGGAUGUAAAGUUGGAUGAUCCAGAUCUAGCCCAUUUGUUCAACUAA